AUGGGCUCAUGUAAUUAAUGCAUUUAGAAACAAGAGCUAUAGAAAUCAGGAAGAAAUUAGAAUGUUGUGAUUUAUUAAUCGGCAUAAAAUCAUAAAAUGGCAAUAAAAAUUCAAUCCGCAUAUAGAUCAUAUGUAACUAGAUAAAAAUUCAAGUAAAUUAAGAUAUUUUUAUUUGAAGUUUAAAAUUAGCAGAAAUAAGAGCAAGAAAUCAUAUAAUAUGCAAUUCAACCGAAGAUUUUUUAAUUGAGUAUCAUACAUGCUCUUAUUCUCCAAAAAUUAAUUAGUUUGAUGGUUCAAAUGCAUUUUCUAGCAUAUAAAACAAUCAAAAACAAUCAGCACUCUCAAUUUUUAAUCGUCAAUAAAGUCUUAAAUUACAACCAAAAGAAUCUGAUUCGUUCGAUUUUGAAGAAUUGGACUAAUAUGACUAAACUCCAUAAAAUAAACUUAUAUACUCUCCUAAUAAAAGUUUAAGAUCUCUUAAAAAUUAAAAAGAGAAAAUAAAUUCAUUUAAAUUUCGUUGUGUUUUGACUCUAGAAAUACUUGAGACAAAUGAUAAAAUUAAAUUAUAAUAAAAAAAUAAAAGAUAAAAAUUCGAUACUAUUAAAUUAGUUGGUGGUAAUUCAUAUAAUGGAGAAUGGUUAGAUUCAUUACCUGAUGGUAAAGGUAAAUACACUUUUUCUGAUUAAUCCUAUUAUAUAGGAGAUUUUAUGAAAGGUUAAUUUCAUGGUAAAGGUGAAUUUAAAAGUAAAGAAGGAACCUAUUAUCGUGGAUAAUGGUAAUACAAUCAAAUGCAUGGUUAAGGUAUUUAUAAUUAUAAUAAUGGAUGUAAAUAUGAAGGUAUUACUUAUUAAAUUAAUUAUCAUAAAGGUAGUUGGGAAAAAGAUAUGCCUAAUGGAUAAGGAAUAGAAUGGUAUGCUAAUGGUUCUGUUUAUGUUGGUACAUUUCUAAAUGGAGAAAAACAUGGAAAAGGAAAGAUUACAUUUAAUGCUGGAGAAAUAUAUGAAGGAGAAUUUCAAUUUGAUAAUUUUAAUGGAUAAGGAAUAUAUGUAAAUACUCAUAUUUAUAUAUUUAAUUUAGAGAUGGUAAAAUGGAAGAAUCUAUUAAGGAGAAUGGGUUAAUGGUAAAAUGAAUGGAAAGGGAAUCUUAAAUUGGCCUGAUGGUCGUUUCUAUAAAGGCUAAUAUUUAAAUGAUUAAAAACAUGGUUUUGGAAUAUUUUCUUUUUCUGAUGGUAGAAAAUAUAUUGGUCAAUGGAAGUAUGGUCUAUAGAAUGGAUAAGGAGAAUUUCAUAAAGGAGAUGAGUCAUAAUAGAUAACCAAAGGAAUUUGGAAGUAAGGGUAAUUAGUUAAAUUGCUCUGA
Messenger RNA from Paramecium pentaurelia, 1356 nucleotides. NCBI's taxonomy places the organism in Eukaryota, Ciliophora, Oligohymenophorea, Peniculida, Parameciidae. The record is from the annotation of a GenBank genome assembly.